Molecule: messenger RNA, 2079 nt
Organism: Eremomyces bilateralis CBS 781.70
Lineage: Eukaryota; Fungi; Ascomycota; Dothideomycetes; Eremomycetales; Eremomycetaceae
Product: glutaminase GtaA
Exons: 10
Coding region: 1-2079 (692 amino acids)
Biological process (GO): carbohydrate metabolic process
Source: RefSeq, a predicted model, not a curated record
AUGCUGCUGCUUUCAUUCUUCGUCGGGGCUUUGCUAGCCGUCGCCAAUGCCUCAACCUUCUCGCCGGCACGGCCGCCGGCUAUUCCUCUCGCUGUUAAAUCGCCAUACCUGAACACUUGGCUUCAAGCAGGAAACGAUGGAGCAAUCCUACCGGGCCAGUGGCCGCAAUUCUGGGAGGGCAGAAUAACCGCGUGGACGGGUAUGAUUCGAGUCGAUGGCAAGGCUUAUACAUGGAUGGGCAACCCAAAUCCAAGACCCCCAUUAGCAACCCAGACUGCAUUUGAGUACACGUCCACGCGAAGCAUCUUCACCUUCAAUGUCGCCGACAAAGUGGAGAUGAAGGUUGAAUUUCUUUCACCGGUGUAUCCCGAUGAUCCCCAGAGACAGAGCCUCGUCUUCUCCUAUCUUGAAGUCCGCGUGACGUCGUUGGACGACGCUCACCAUCAAGUCCAGUUGUAUACAGAUGUGUCUGCCGAAUGGGCAUCUGGAAACCAAGGUGCUGUUGUUCAGUGGAACCGUGGCGAUACCGGAAAUGUCACGUAUCACAGCUUCUCUCGACAGGAAGAACUGGCAUUCACUGAGAACCGCGACCAGGCCGAAUGGGGCACAUGGUUCUACGCAACGGACAAUACACCCGGGGUGACUUAUCAGACCGGAUCUGAUGCUGGAGUUCGGUCCACCUUCGCUCUGAUGGGAGUCCUGAGCAACACGGAAGAUUACCAGUACAGGCCGAUCAACGAUGACUGGCCCGUCUUUGCUUUUUCCAAAGAUUUUGGAAACUGUGCACGCUCGGAGGUUUCUACCCUCUUUUCGAUUGGUCUUGCACAAGACUUUGUAGUCCAGUUCGAAGGCGCAGGUCCGUAUGAACCGCUCCCUGCUUUGUGGCAGGCCUAUUUCCCAGAUGGGAUAGCUGCUCUUGACUUCUUCCAUCAUGACUAUUCCACUGCGGUGACCAUGUCGGAUGCCCUAGAUCAGAAGGUCGCGAAGGAGUCGCGCAAGGCGGCCGGACAAGAUUACCUGACGAUUACCUCGCUCACAGUCCGCCAAACAUUUGGAGCCACCCAACUUGCGGGUUCAGCGGAUAAAUAUUAUCUCUUCCUAAAGGAAAUCUCGUCCAAUGGAAACAUGCAAACCGUCGACGUAAUCUUCCCUGCAUAUCCCCUAUUCCUAUACUUUAACCCUUCUCUUCUCAAACUGCUCUUGGAUCCUCACUUCGAGAACCAAGAAGCCGGGAAGUACCCUAAAGCAUUUUCAAUCCAUGAUCUCGGCGCGCAUUAUCCGAAUGCGACGGGACAUCCUGACGGAGUCGCUCAAGAAAUGCCUCUGGAAGAAUGUGGCAAUAUGAUCAUCAUGGCCCUCUCAUACGCCCAACGCAGCAAGGACACCGAUUACCUGAAACAACAUUACAAGAUUCUCAAGCAAUGGGCGGAGUUCCUUGUGGAUGAGGCACUGAUUCCUGAGAACCAGCUUUCGACUGACGACUUUGCUGGGUUACUCGCAAAUCAAACCAAUCUCGCGCUGAAGGGCAUUAUUGGAAUUGAGGCAAUGUCUCAAAUCGCCGACUUGACAGGAGCUCACGACGAGGCGCAGAACUACACCAGCAUUGCGCACGAGUACAUUUCCAAGUGGCAGACCUAUGGCAUUGCGCAUGACGCCAAUCCACCGCAUACGACGCUGAAUUACGGCAAGAAUGAGUCAUUCAAUCUCCUCUAUAAUUUGUAUGCGGAUCGUGUAUUGGGACUCAAUCUUGUACCGCAGUCCGUCUAUGACAUGCAGUCAUUGUUCUAUCCUACCGUCCUGAACGAGUUCGGUGUGCCGUUGGAUACCCGCCACCUCUGGACUAAAGCGGAUUGGGAAAUAUUUGUGGCCUCCAUAGCGUCGGUAGAGACACGCGACUUGAUCCUGAGCACGCUGGCCAGGUGGGUCAACGUCACCACGACCGAUCGGGCGUUGACUGAUCUGUAUGAAUCAGAUACCGGAGGGUAUCCCGGAUUUCAGUUCGUAGCUCGUCCGGUGAUGGGAGGAAGUUUUGCGCUAUUGGCUUUACCGGAAGCGAUGAAGACGAAGCAUUCUAGCUAA